Ectocarpus siliculosus is the source of this 387-nucleotide messenger RNA. Lineage: Eukaryota; Phaeophyceae; Ectocarpales; Ectocarpaceae. The record is from the annotation of a GenBank genome assembly.
AUGACGCUGGACGAGAAAGGACGAAGACUUCAUGGACGAUUGGAGUUCUUCGAUCGAAACGUAGCGCAGCUCAUCAGGCACAUCAGCCAAACCGUGGGACACCACCAGGACGGUGUCAAGCACGGGAUCAGCUUCAGCACCAAGAUCAAGACCAUCGCCGCACAGGAGCCAUUCGCAGAUCUCCAGGAUAGGCUGGUGGGACUGGCCGAAAUCACCGAGAGGAUAUCUCUGGAGAGAAAGAACAUCAUGAUCGAUCGAGCCAAGAGCCAAGUAUUGAAUAAGUUGGCGGACAUCAAGAAAACCGUCAUUGCACCGACUCAGGCGCUACUGCAGGAUAGGGACAGCUGUGUCAAGGCCUUAGUCAAGGCCGAGGAAAAAAUGAUCUAA